This is a messenger RNA of Cuscuta campestris, 2314 nucleotides long. NCBI's taxonomy places the organism in Eukaryota, Viridiplantae, Streptophyta, Magnoliopsida, Solanales, Convolvulaceae. The record is from the annotation of a GenBank genome assembly.
UUAAGUUUGCCAAUCUUGAUUAGAAUACAAUAAAAAAGGGGGAAAUAUUUGAGUUCGAUCUUUGUUUGGUUUCAAUAAUAAUUCCUGAAGGCAUACAUAGUAGAUGGAGGAUCACUAUGGAAUGGCGGAUCUGAGACAGUUUAUGAGCAAUACGUCGUUUUUCACCUCACUUCCGCCGCCGCAGCAGCAGCCGUCGUCGGCGGACGUGUUACUGACGCAUCACCACUACGACAUGGUGUUGGCACCGAUGGGGGCUGCGGCGGCGGCCCCGCACCGGCCGACGACGGGGCUGCAUCAUGAGUUCUUUGCUGAUUCGAGCACAAACGCGACCACAGCUAGCGGCGGAGUUGCAUCGAGUGGCGGUGGUGCUGGGUUUAGCGGGCUGGAGCUGGAGACCACCGGAGUUGGGGGCGGCGGCGCUGUUGGAUUCGACGGCAGCGGCAGCGGGAGGUGGCCCAGGCAGGAAACUCUCACUCUUCUUGAGAUCAGAUCACGACUCGAUUCCAAGUUCAAAGAAGCUAAUCACAAAGGUCCCUUGUGGGAUGAAGUCUCCAGGAUCAUGAGUGAGGAACAUGGAUAUAGAAGGACUGGGAAGAAGUGCAGGGAGAAAUUUGAGAACUUGUACAAAUAUUACAAGAAGACCAAAGAUGGGAAAGCAGGAAGGCAAGAUGGGAAACACUAUAGGUUUUUUAGGCAGCUGGAAGCUCUCUAUGGUAAUAAUGGCAGUGAUCAUCAAACCAAUAACCACAACGGUUCAGACUACAUGAUGACUCAAAAUCACCACCACCAAACCGAUUCGGGUGGAAACCCCAAUUUCUACGCAUCGAAGCCAUUAGCAGCCGAUGACAGCCUCAGCCUCUCGAAAUGCUCUUACUUUGGCUCCACUUCGUCAGGCGAAGAAGAAGAAGAAGAAGAAGAAGAAGACGCCGCCGGGGACAGUGCUGGAGAGAAUGAAAGGAAGAGGAAGGGGAUGAGGCGGCGGCGGCGGUGGAAGUUAAAGGUGAAGGAGUUCAUAGAUGAGAAGAUGAGGAAGCUGAUUGAGAAACAAGACGAGUGGCUGGAGAGGAUGAUGAGUGGGAUUGAGGAGAAGGAGCAAGAGAGGAUGGCAAGGGAAGAGGAGUGGAGGAAGCAAGAGGUUGAUAGGAUGGAGAGGGAACAAAGGUUUUGGGCCAACGAGCGAGCCUGGAUCGAAGCCAGGGAUGCCGCUUUGUUGGAGGCAUUGCACAAACUAGGUGGCAAUAAUAAUAAUAAUAACAAUAACGAUAAAGCUCCCGCAGUUCCAGCUGCUGGUGAUGUGGCCCAGUUCCACGACCAGAACUGGGCGACACCAGCAGCAGCUGGAGACAGCAGUACCCAUCAUCACCAUCAUGAGAUCAGCAAGCUCAUCCAACUAAGGGCAAAUAUGGAAUCAAGAUUCCAGCAGCACAUUGGGUGCUCAGAUGAUGCUCUUUGGGAGGAGAUUGCAGCCAAGAUGUCUUAUAUGGGCUAUGAUAGUAAUGCUGCUGCUUCCAUGUGCAGAGACAAGUGGCUCACCAUCAACAACUACUUCCUUAACAAGGGAAACUUCAAGAAAAGGAAAGAGAACAACAUAAGUUCUGGAGAUUGUUUUAACUAUAACUUGUUCCACAACAAUGCAGUAGCAGGUUCAUUUCCUGCUGCUGAUCAUCAUCAACCCACAAAUGAUAAUAAUCUCCCAAACAGUCUUAGGUUCUUGAUGGGUGACAACAGUAAUAAUGCUGAGAAUAUGUGGGAGGGUUAUGAGUUGAAACACCAAAGCAGAGGGGCAGAAUAGUCCAACAACAAAAAACAAACAAACAAACCAGUUGUGUAACAUCAAUCAAUUGAUUUUAAGAAGAUCGGAGUGGAGAGAUUAUCCAUCAAAAUUGCCCAAAUCGAAGUGAAUUCAAUCGCGAGUGAAUUGCAAAUUCCUUCUCCAAAAAUUGCAAAUUCCUUCUCCAAAAACAGCGAAUAAGCUCGUGAAUUGGAUGCACCAGUUGUAGGCGCACCCCAGAUUCCAAAAAUGAUGCAAAGCAAGCUCAAAUUCAUGGAGUAAUGGGCGAUUUCAUCUUCGCGGCACUGUUCAUCCAGCGGCGAGAGAGUAUUCCGAAAAAAGAGAGGAGGAGGGCAGCAGCGGAAAGAGGAAAUACUACCUAGGAUGUUCGCCAAAUCUGCGGUCACCCGAAAAACACUGUUGAGAGGUGUUAGGAGGUUAAUAGAAAGAAUGAUGUGACGUAAUUCUGGAGGCAGACGGAGGCGAGAUUGUCGGAAUGGAUGUGGUGUUUUAAAUUAAAGAACAUAAAUAAAUUAUGUUUGU